Messenger RNA from Paramecium tetraurelia, 2280 nucleotides. RefSeq lists its product as uncharacterized. The transcript has a single exon. Lineage: Eukaryota; Ciliophora; Oligohymenophorea; Peniculida; Parameciidae. The record is from RefSeq and is a predicted model, not a curated record.
AUGUAUCCAUUUAGAGCAACCAAAUCAAAUUCUUAAGAGUCAUUUUUUGUUUUGCUGGUAGAUGGAACAACCUCUAUGAAUGCACAUUAUCCCAUAUUUUUGAAAUGCUAUCAUAAUGUAUGCAGUAGUAUCAAACAUAAAUUGGCCUUUCAAUUUGGAAACCAAAAAGAAGGAUCCGAUGUUGUUCUUUAUGAUAUCAAUAAAUUCUAAGAUCAUCAUUAGAGCAAUUUCAAUAAAGUUUUUAAACAAUUAUUUGACAUUCUACUUACUUAACACAAGGAUAAAAAAUAUCUGACCAUCUGUUUCAUCUCAGAUGGAGUUGAACACUUUGUUUAUGAAGAGUUUCUUCCAUUGGUUGACCAAAUAACUUCAACUUUCAAAAUCUAAUUUGCUAGCAUUGCAGUCGGAAAAAAUUUCCCGACGUCGAUAAGCAAUAAGUUUAGAGAAAGAUUGCACAACAACGGAAAUUUAGAUUUUCCAUCUAUCUACGAAGUUAUGGAUCAGAGUGAUUUAACUAUAUAUUUAGAUGAUAAUGACAAUAUAGCAAUAUAACCAGAGCAAUAAUAAAAAUUGACUCAAUAGUUUACAGAUGCAUUAGAGGGUCUCAAAAGAUAAUUGAUUGUAUUUACUGAAUAAAUUGAAUUGAAUGAAAUAGUAUAUACUUCAUUCUUAGAUAUUCAAGAUCAAAAAACUAAAAUUGUUCGAUGCAAUUAACUAUUUCUAUCUCCUAAUCCCAAUGUUUAAACAACAAAAAAUGAAAUAAUCUAAUCCUCUUCAAACGUUGAAGAUUUAAUUUAAAUUUAGUAAGGAAGUGUUUAAUAACUAUUGAUACAUUUGUAAGCUAAUGAUAAAAUUCAGGAAGGCAAAGCAGAAUUUUAGAAGCUGCUUGAUAUAUCAAAAUAAAGUCAAAAACUAUUUAUUAAGACAAAUUAAUAAAUGAAUCCUUAAGCAGAUUUAUAAGAAAUUGCUGAUAAUCCAAAACUUGAUUUAAUUAAUAAGAUUAUAGAUUAGUGUGCAUACACUGAUUAUUUAGCUUCUAUAAAAGAUAAUGAAAAUAGAUAUGCACAAUUAUAAGCAAAUCUCGAAAAAAAUCCACAGCUAUGCAUUGAUAAAAAUUUUCAAACUCAAUAUAGAGAGAUAAAAAUUGAAUAAAUACUGAAUAGCGUGUAACCUAUGUAACAAGUUGAAAUAGAGUAGGAAGUAUAAAUUAAAUAGUAAAAUAAAAUAAAUACCUAUGAAAUUAACUUUAAUUCUAAAUUGAUCAUAUUGGUUGAUUCUUUUACACUAUAAAAAUCGUUACAAGAGGAAAUAUUGAAAGCCAAAUAAACUGUUUAUAAUCAAUAAGUGUAAGACAAUACAUAAACUUUUUGGUGGGCAGAUACUAUUUAAGAGAACCCAGAGUUGAGUGUUAGAAGUUAGCAACUACCAUUAAAUUAAGCUAUUUUAUAGAUUCUUAGAAUUAUAGAGGAAGAUUAAUCAGGUGUCAAAAAUUUCACUAUUUGUUUGAUUAUUUCUGGAGAACAUUAAAUAGACUUUAAAUUUUUAAGCCAAAAAUAACAAUAAAUAUAGUAAUAAAAUAAAUUGAUUGCAUUUACAACCAUGAUUAUUGAAAAUGAAUAGUUAAGUAUCGAUAAAAAAAUAGAAUAACAAAGAUUGUCACUUGAAUUGAGACGACAACUACAUACAAAUAAUCUAACCCAUUCUCUCUAAGUAUCUGCUAGGGUUAAGAUAUAAGAAUUUCCAUAAUAUUUAAAUUUAUAUUUUACCAUGAUUAAUGGAUAUUAAUCCAAAUUUUAUGGAAUCAGAAGAAAAGGAUGUUUUGUUAGAUGCAUGAUUAAACAAAAAAAUGCAAUGUUUUUAUUGAAUUAGUUUAUAAGCGAUAUAGAAGAGAGUAGACAAUAAAUAAUUGAAGAUUCGGAUUUUAUACUAAAUCUUCAAAAAAUAAAACAACUGUAUUACAAGAGGAUGAAUAAUUAUAAGGAACAAGAAUUUCCAGAUGAAAAAUAUUGUUUAGCAAAACUCAAUUCAAUUUUUUAAUGUAUUGAUAAAAUCAAUUUAUAGAACUGUUGUGAUUUCUUAGAUUAAAUAUUCCAUAUCAAAUUAGGAUUUCACGAUAAGAACUAGAAAGAUUUCGAUUUAAAUUAACUCAAUCAGGCGAGAAAAAUAAUGCAGUAUAAGAAGAAGUCAAACCUAUUAUAGGUUACAAUUACAAUACUUGUUUUUGGAGCUAUUUAUUUAAUUUUUAAGGGAUACAAAAUUAGUUUAUAAAACGUAUUAUGA